Elaeis guineensis (African oil palm) is the source of this 3741-nucleotide messenger RNA. RefSeq lists its product as uncharacterized. Gene Ontology annotation, molecular function: protein kinase activity; ATP binding; protein binding. Gene Ontology annotation, biological process: protein phosphorylation. The record is from RefSeq and is a predicted model, not a curated record. NCBI's taxonomy places the organism in Eukaryota, Viridiplantae, Streptophyta, Magnoliopsida, Arecales, Arecaceae.
AUCAAAUGUCUAUCCCUUGGGCAAUGCUGACGGAGCUCAUCAGAAAAUUCCCAACUACCUUAGGGAUUUUGUUCCCAUAUGCGUUGAGUCCUGAAUUGGUGAAGACUGACCGACCUGUAGGUGUUGUGUGAACAAGAUUUAUCAUUAGGGAGAUUACAUGCCGAGAUAAGUAGAUUUUUGAAAGACGGUGACUUCAAGAGAAACAGCUAAAAGAUGGAUCACCGAAACAAAUUUGCUAGAUAGGCUACCAUUUCUAGACCCCAUUAUUUUAUUAGCAACCGUCAAAAGCUGCAUUCAAUUAAUCUUUGUAUAUAUGGAUGGCAUCUUCUCCACUCUCCUUGUCCAGAGUAUCUUAAGAGACGCCGUGGCAUCUCCAAAAGUUCACUUCUCUAAUCCAAAUGGAGCGUCCCCAAAAGUUCCUGAACUCUGUAGCUUGUCUAUGCUUAUGCAUGAUUUUGUGUGUUGAUAUCCUGGUAACAGAAGCUGCAGCACCUGUUGCCGGAAACGAAACCGACAGGCUUGCCCUGCUCGCAUUUAAAGGUCAGAUCACCGAUGGCCCCGCCAGAGCCUUGAGCUCCUGGAACGACACCGUCCAAUUCUGCGAAUGGGAAGGGAUAAAAUGCAGCGCCAACAGCCAAAGGGUGACAAUCAUCAGCCUGCAAUCCAAAAGGUUGGCUGGAUCAUUAUCUCCAUCUCUCGGAAACCUCACCUUACUCCAGGAACUUAACCUCGGAGACAACCAUCUGUACGGUAAUAUCCCCCAAGAGCUUGGAAAACUCGCCAGUUUGAGAAUACUCAACCUGACUUCUAAUUAUUUCAAAGGGCCGAUCCCUGCCAAUCUAUCCAGCUGCAAGGAACUGAGGCAAUUGUUCUUGGGCGACAAUGUGCUCGUGGGAGAGAUACCCACCGAGCUCACCUCACUGCCGAAGCUACAAGAGAUGCAGCUGCUUGUUAAUAAUCUCACCGGCAGCAUCCCACCAUCCAUCGGAAACCUCUCAUCUCUCACCACGCUGGUCAUGGGAAGAAAUAACCUUGUGGGGAGCAUCCCCCAUGGAAUCGGCCUGAUCUCAGGACUGGAGUUUCUUCAGAUUGCCGAAAAUCAAAUAUCAGGUACGAUACCUCGAUCCCUCUACAAUCUCUCGGCUCUCACUUUCAUCGCCAUUGCGACCAACCAACUGCAUGGAAGCCUCCCACCAAAUUUAGGUCUAGCUCUUCCAAGGCUCGAGACAUUUUAUGCGGGCGGUAACCAGUUCGCCGGACCAAUUCCAGUUUCAUUAUCGAAUGCUUCCGGCCUAAUGAAUCUUGAUUUUGGUUACAACUACUUCAGCGGAUCGGUGCCAGCAGAUCUGGGAAGAUUAGGCGGUCUCCUUUGGCUAAACUUCGAAGGCAAUCAGCUGGGAGCGGGGGAUGCUCCCGGUUUGGAUUUCCUCCAUACAUUGAGCAAUUGCACAAAAUUGAAGCUUUUGGACUUUGACAGCAAUAGAUUCGAAGGCGUGCUACCCAAUUCCAUCGCCAACCUCUCCACCCAACUCUCUAUGCUCAUCCUGGGUGGGAACCACAUACGCGGAACUAUCCCUGAUGGGAUCGGGAACCUGGCUGGCUUAACCGUGCUGCGUAUGGAAAACAACAUCCUUGCCGGUAGUAUUACAGAGUCCAUUGGGAGGCUUCAGAAUUUACGACUAUUAAGCUUGUUUGGAAACAAACUCUCAGGAUCAAUUCCACUCUCCCUUGGCAAUCUCUCUCGGUUGUUUGAUCUCCGUUUAGGGAAAAAUGAUAUGGAAGGAAGCAUUCCUUCGAGCCUUGGGCAGUGCAUCAAUUUGCAAUUUCUAGACCUUUCCGACAACAAACUCAACGGUACAAUACCGACACAAGUCAUCGGUAUCUCCUCCCUAUCAAUAUUUCUCGGUUUCGCUCGCAACUCGCUUGUUGGAUACCUGCCGGUGGAGGUGGGUAAACUGAAGAAUCUUGGGGAGCUGGAUAUAUCUGGGAACAGACUUUCAGGUGAAAUUCCUGAAGCAUUGGGUGAUUGUGAGAGCAUGGAAUAUCUGCACAUGCAGAACAACAAGUUUGAAGGAGCCAUUCCUUCAUCUUGGCGGCUGUUGAGAGGUAUCCAGUAUCUCGAUCUUUCAAGAAACAAUUUAUCGGGACAGAUCCCAGAAUAUCUAGUGAACAUACAUGCUUUGUGGCAUUUGAAUCUGUCAUUCAACAAUCUGGAGGGUGUAUUACCGCAAGAAGGGGUGUUCAGAAAUGUUAGUGCUAUUUCUGUAGGAGGGAAUGCCAAGCUUUGUGGAGGUGUUCCGGAGCUACGACUGCCUGAAUGCCCUGUUACGACUUCUGAGACAAAGGCGAGCAACCGGCUAGCCAAAAUAGUCAUCCCAACUGCCUGUACGCUAGCAGCUCUAGCUUUACUAUCAUGUAUUGGUUUUAUAUUUUAUGGUUUGAUGAGAAGGUCCAGAAAGACUCCCCAACACACCCCAUCUUUCCUGGAGGAGCCCUACAUGAAGAUCUCUUACAGAGAGCUACGUAAGGCCACUGAUGGAUUUUCCUCAAAAAAUUUGAUCGGUAAAGGAAGGUUCGGUCUUGUCUACAGAGGAACUUUGGACGGUAGUGGAUCCAUGGUCGCCAUAAAGGUCAUCAACCUUCGAAACCAUGGAGCUUCCACCACCUUCAUGGCUGAGUGUGAAGCCCUAAGCAAUAUCCGGCAUCGCAACCUUAUCAGGAUCUUGACUUGUUGUUCGAGCAUCGAUUCUGUUGGCAAUGAUUUCAAAGCUCUAGUUUAUGAGUUUAUGCCCAACGGGAGUCUAGAGGAGUGGUUACAUCCAGGUCCAGGGGAGCAGCAUCCUUCCAAAGUUCUCAACAUUUUUCAGAGGUUAAACAUAAUCAUUGAUGUAGCUUCCGCAUUAGACUAUCUCCAUCACCAAUGCCAGGUACCCAUAGUUCAUUGUGAUCUUAAGCCAAGCAACGUCCUUCUAGAUGAUGAAUUGACUGCCCAUGUGAGCGAUUUUGGGUUAGCCAAGGUACUGCUCAAGCACGAGAUUUCUAAAGUUCAAACCAGCUCCAUUGGGAUCAAAGGGACCGUAGGGUACGUUCCUCCAGAGUAUGGCAUGGGCGGUGAAAUCUCUACGAGAGGUGACGUGUACGGCUAUGGCAUUCUUCUAUUAGAAAUGUUUACAGGGAAGCGGCCAACCGAUGAAGCAUUCAAUGAUGGAUCAUGCCUCCAUGAUCUUGCAAGAAUGGUACAUCCUGAGCGAACAAUGGAAAUUAUUGAUCCACGAUCCUUCCUAAUAGCAGAUGAAGAAAUGAUGUCUUAUGGGAGGCAACAUAGCAUCAUGAGCAGCAGAAUAGAGCAGUGCUUGAUUUCAGUAAUUGGUAUUGGUCUAUCCUGUUCUGUAGCACAACCAAAUGCACGGCUGGAGAUGAGAGACGUCGUCACGAAAUUGCAUGCUAUCAGAGCCAGGCUUCUUAGAGGCGGUACCUGAGUUAAAUAGCAGUGUACACGUCUUUGGUGGCCAUGGCAGACAAAUGUGAAUGAAGAGGCAGCAACAUAAUUAUGACAGACAUAGUGCAGAGAUAUGUUAUCCUGAAAGCAUUAUUUACAACAAAUUCCGCGAAACCUUGAAAAAGCAUAAACCUUGUAUCCUUUAUAGAAAAAUAGUCAAUCUUUCACGGUGUUCCAUUGAAUCAUUAUAGCUUUGUCUUUUCAAAUUUCAUAGAAGCAAAUAGAGAAAAAUCUUUCACCAA